GUCCACUAGAGGCAACCCAGUAGAAUGGACAAACCAAAACGCAAAUUCGCGCCAUUUCGCGCGAUAAUGGCUUGCGGGCGGGACUUCUGCCAGCAGACUUCCAUGCAUGGCUUUAUCCACAUAGCUGCUGCUAACCGGUGGUGGGGGGAGAGACUACUGUGGGCGUUCGCAACGGCUGUAGCCAUCUGGGGAGCCGUGGAGAUAUCUCUGGGGCAGUGGCAGAGAUAUAACGAGAACCCCACAGUCGUCGCACUGGAGAAGGACUUCAGAUCCUGGGAGUUCUGCAUGCCUGGUCUCACACUCUGUGCUAUGAACAGAGUGGACGAAAAGAAACUACCCUCAGUAAUUAAGAAGUACUGGAACGUGGACGCCGAAGACCCGAAGUACGCCCGCUACGAGCAUUUCGUGCGAGAUGUAGCCAAUUCCAGCAUGCUGCAUCUGAAGGAUCUCCUGCAGCAUGAGGGCGAAGACCUGGAGGUGGACCUGUACCAACUUGUUGUUGACGUACUUCCCGAGUACAAUAUAAAGCCUACCUGGUCCAUACCAAGUCUGCAGGUUCCCUGGUUCAACGUCAUGACCGAGGUUGGCGCAUGCUACGCCACUAACUCCCUGGCUAUCCCUGAUGAUGCUAUCGAGUCAUUCGGGAAGCCUGGCGUGAACCAGACCAGCCUGUUCCCCCUGACUUGCAAGUAUUCCGCCCUCAACUGCUACGUCACGAUUGAGGUGGCCGUGCCUAUUCUGUUAUACAUCCACUCCCCCUACGACAUUCUGAACCCGAAGGCCAGCCCGAUCGAAGGUCAGCCGCGGCAGGAGAGGGCCACAGAGUUCAGCGUCAUCGAGAGUGGCUGCGGACGCGGUGUGAGGGAACUAAACCCGAGACGACGCCGCUGUUUAUACACCGACGAGCCGCAAGCGAGAUUCCGACAGGCCAGUCCGAUCGAAGGUCAGCCGCGGCAGGAGAGGGCCACAGAGUGCAGCGUCAUCGAGAGUGGCUGCGGGCGCGGCGUGAGGGAACUGAACCCGAGACGACGCCGCUGUUUAUACACCGACGAGCCGCAAGCGAGGUUCCGACAGGUGUACAGCACUAAUAGCUGCCGGCGUUCGUGCCGAAACCAAGAGGCCCUGCGCGACUGCAACUGUAAACCCUUCUACAAUCACUACGAAGAUGGCGUUGCGUGUUCUCUGCGCGGCAUGCGUUGCCUCGCCCUGCGCUCGGCGCGCGAGGCAGAUCGCGCAACCUCCGAGGCAGCUCGCGUUAAGGCUACGAAACAAGCUGCGCGAACACAACCUGUCGUCACUAAAGGUGACAUAGAGGUAAUGCCGCCAGGGAAGGUCGUCGACGGCUGCAAAUGCCCUCUGAUGUGCGUCGACGCGCUCUUCGAGAUGCUCUCCUUGGUUACGAAGAAGCUGGAUGGACCCUUCAGCAUCAAUGGAGUCACCCGCGUCAAGGUUCAGGCUCCCCGGACUCGCUACACCAGAGAAAUCGUCUUCUACUUCCAGGAUCUUAUUGUGUCGUUCGGCGGAGCCACGGGCCUCUUCCUAGGAGCCAGCUUCAUCAGUUUCGUUGAGAUCGUGUUUUUCACGGCAGAAUGGCUCAUUGGGCCCGUCCGCCGUGAUCAGAGGGAACUUCCGGUGAAGAAGCCGAAGGCAUCUCAUGAGCAAGCCAGGAUCCAGCAUCUUAACGCCAUUUUGGAGGAUCAAAGCCUUCCAGCAACACCAAGCUACUGGCAUUCGCAUCUUCAUAUAUAAUUUAAAAUGCUGCCACCGAUGAAGAGCUGCUAGAUGCCCGGAGAACUAAACUGAGGACCGGGGUCAUAUCACUUUCUCUCUCACUCUUAUAUACCACAAUACAUACUUAAUCACUUAUAAAAUAGUACUUUUAUUGAUACAAGAAAAAAAACGGUAAAAUGAGUAACAUCAAAAAGAUUAAAAACUAAAUUUAAAAACUACCUAAAAUUAAAAACUACCUAAAAAUUAAAAACUAAGCUAAUCUAAAUUAAAAUAAAUCUAAAAAAGGCCCCCGCGGCAAAGAUGCUGGCAGCAUUCCCUCGCUGAAUGGCAAUACUAAUGCGAUCACUUGUUAUAUGUAGUUUACUGUUCGAUUUUACUUUAAGUUUGUUUUUAUUAACUAUAAUUUUUGUGCAAUUUUUUUUGUCGUUGCAAUAAAACAUUUGUUUUAUCAUAUUCCUAUUCUGCGGUUAACUUCCUAUCUAUUUGGGUUAUUCGCAGACGGUCUAGAACGCAAAAUGACUAGUGUAAUAUUUUGCCUAUAUCACUUUUAGUCUACAUCGCGAACGGUCUUGAACGCAAAAUGUCUACAUUCUUUUUCGUCGUUUUACGAGUAUCUUUGGGCGUUUUCAGAAAUAUAUAUUGAAAACCUGAUUCUUUCACAUCUGGACGUUCUUGGGCUCAUUCUACUCAGAAUCGAUAGCAUUCUCCAUCCCACCAUUAAAAAAAAAGAUGUCCCAAAAUGUCCAUUCCAUUCGGUACGUACGUCACGUUUUAGUAUGAAAAAAAUUUUCACUUGUGUGUGCGUGACGUAGUGGAAUGUACAAUUUUCAUACAAAUUUUUGGGACAUUUUAUUUUAUCAUUAGAAUUGAAUAUGCUAAUGAUUCUGAGUUGAAAGAACCCAAAAACACCGGGAUCUGUGAGAAUCGAGUUUUCAUAUUUAUUUCUGAAAACGCCCCUUUACGUUAGCGAUGUCGACGGAGCCCCACUGUCGCGGGGCUCCUAUUCUGUGCUGUUUGGCCUUCGGCCAUUUGAAGAUAACUAACGAACCUAACCUACCCUAGUGAUAUAAAAAGUGGUCAUUUUGCGUUCUAGACCGUUCGAGAUGUACUAAAAGGGAUAUGGGCAAAAUAUUACACAAGUCAUUUUGCGUUCUAGACCGUCCGCGGCUAUGCCUAAUAUUUUAGUCUAAUCACAAUAAUAUUUAUCUACAAUAAAAUAAAACAAGGCAUGAUUCGGCCGCCAUAUUGAUUGACCGCUAGUCGUGCAGGUUGCACCGCCAUUAUACAUAUUCAAUUAUUCAUCCGUCACGCUAUCUGUGUUCUAUAUGAUUAUUGUCCAUAAUUUAUCAUUAAUAUUGUAGGUACAUUUGUACAGUCAGCUCAAAUAGUGACGGCCAAAGUGCCCUAACCAAAUAUAUCGAGACAUAUGCUUAUUUCUAUGGUUUGGCCACGUCUCCUUGAUGCAGACUGUACCUUCUCCCUGAGUCUUUUUCAGUGUAAAAAUACGAUAUGUAUGAUAAAAACUCUUCUUUGUCCUUCCUCAAACUAUCUCCAUACUGAAUUCCAUCCAGAUUAGUUAUGAGAUUUAAGCUUUGUAAAAGCGCUUGUGCGGAUGAGGCCUAAAUCGGUUCACACGACGUCUUUGCUCGCAUGUCAAACAGACACUUUGGAAUCCCUGCCGUGACUGCACGCGAUCCGGACUGUAAUUAGGUCACCUGCUAUUGAUCCUGAAUCCCUGGUAUGUGACAGAUAUGCAAGUUCCGGUAAUUUUGCAAAACUUUGAAAGCAGUAGAGACGGAUCACUAUAGUUCGUUUUUUUUAGCAUUAGAAAGAACUCCACAGAAGCAAGCGUGCAAUUUUUAUCAGGCUCUUUAAUUGUUAAUAAUUAUUUAAUUAUCUAAUGUAGCAUGGUCAAUACAUAUAAUUUACUUCAAAUUAUUACCGCUAAAAGUGCCGGAUUUGGAACCACAAGCUUACUUCUGCGAAGUUCUUUCUAAUGCUAAAAAAAAUCGAACUAUAACACCGGACGGACCAUUAUUUGUAUUCUGAAUAAGAAGUAGUGUUCUUAGUUGACUACGGAACUCUAAAAGCGACUAAAAUCUAAAAAAAAAUUACAAAUUUUUUGCUGGUAGUUAAAUAUCGUUCUAACUUUGCAUCCCGACUGCCGUCACGCGAUCCAGCCUACAAUUAGGUCACCUGCUAUUGAUCCCGGUUCCCUAGUACAUGACGGGUCUAUUACACCCAUCGUGACCCAUCGUCAGGUUAAUAAUAGAGCAAGGGACAAUUAUUUUACAAUGAGCUGACAUUUAUCAUGAGACUGUGUAGGUUUUUAUGACAUUUUAAUGGCUGUUCAAUAUUAAAACACAAGCAGAUGGAUAUUUUAUGAUCAGAGGUCGAUCAGGCAGAGUUAUUUAUAAAUUUAAAUUUAAAUUUAAGACCAACAAAGGACCAAUUUCUUUAGUGACACAUAGUAAUUUAUGCCUGAGUUUUUUUCUCACAAUACUUAAGUUAUCAAUUAUCAUACAUAAAAAAGUGGAAUGAUGUUUUCUCCCUGCGGUUAGCUUUGAAAAGCUUAUCAACUUAUUCUAAACUGUAGAACUUUUGAAAAGUGUGAAACUGUUCAAAAUCUUGCUUUUUCGAAUAUUUCAAAGCUCUUGCUUAAGGAUGACUCACGCUAAACCGGGACGGGGCCGGGCCGGAGCUUCCGCGCUUAGUUUUCUAUGGAAACUACCACGUGAUUACAAAUCAGCCGUCAUAGAAAAUGACAAGUAGGACGCCUCGGCCCGGUAUAGCGUGACUACUCCUUAAUUCGACCGAUAGAGAGGCAAAAACAAAUUUCGAUAUUCGUUUUUAGGGUUCCGUACGUACCCAAAUGGUAAAACGGGAUCCUAUUACUAAGACUCCGCUGUCCGUCCGUCCGUCCGUCCAUCUGUCACCGGGCUGUAUCUAACGAACCGUGAUAGCUAGAUAGUUGAAAUUUUCACAGAUGAUGUAUUUCUUGCCGCUAUAAUGACAAAUACUAAAAACAGAAUAAAAUGAGAAUUUAAGUGGGGCUCCCACACAAACAACGUGAUUUUUGACCGAAGUUAAGCAACGUCGGGCGGGGUCAGUAUUUGGAUGGGUGACCCUUUUUUGCCGUUUUUUUUGCAUUAUGGCAUGGAACCCUUCGUGCGCGAGUCUGAUUCGCACUUGCCCGGUUUUUCGCGGUAGGCCCUCUGUACUCGCUCGCAAAAGGGGCUUUUACUAAAUUAUUUACAUGUACUCACACUGACCCAAAUCACUAUGCACACAGCCUAUGAUUGCAAGACUUGCGUGUUCAGUUCACUCCCUCGUUGGCUCGUUCGGGAGCCAUUAAAGUUUCACGCUGAGCAAAUAGUUGCUGCCGGGUUAUUCCUGUAAGGCCCCAUUCGCACGACAGCUUUUUCAACGCGCGUUAAAAAAGCGUUUGAAUGACACAAAUGGAUAACCAUGUAUGUAUUCACACGACAGCGGUGGCGCUUUUUUCAAGCGUUGUUGUUUUAAGCCUUGGUCAUUAAAUCGAAUUUAGAGUGCGGCAAGGCUCGGAACCGGUUUUUUUGAAAAACCCGAAAUAGGUCAAUAUUUUUAAUUAUUUUAUGCUUUUUACGUAGGACUGAAUCAUGUAUUUAGGUAACAAUUUAGUAUUAUUAGAUUGUCCCAUUAAAAAUGAAAUAAUAAACCAAAGAACGAAAAAGAACAAAAUAAUACCGGUAUUUUUUGUAUGAAGAAAAAUCCGGUUCCGAGCCUUGUGUGGACGAUUCAAGCGCUUUUUUAACGCGCGUUGAAAAAGCUGUCGUGCGAAUGGGGGCUUAUUCUAGCCUUAACCACAGAAUAAGUAAUAGUACCUAGUAACCCUACCUACCGUACCGGAUGAAAGAAAAGCCUGAUGGCGUUGACUCGUUGGGUGGAAGACAUUCGGAAAAUCCCGGGGCACUUUUGGAUGAGACUAGCCCAGAACCGGGAUAAGUGGCGUACAUGAAGACAGGCCUAUGCUUAGCAGUGAUGACUGAAGGCUAGAAUGAUGAUGAUGAUGAGGUCCUACCGUACAGAAAAUAAACUUCCUACAAAACCGAAGUUUGACAGCCAUUCAGGGACGAAUAAUUUUCUAAUGUAUGGCACUAUCCCUUUCGGCUGUUUAGGGUUGUCAAAAUUCAAGUCAUUAUCUUAUCUGUGGUCGUGCACGCAAAGGGACGUCAAGUUGUGCCAACCCUAAUAAUUGCUCGGAGCAAUGCUGAGCCGAACGGAGCCGAGAAUGCACGAAAGGAACAGUUUCGCCCCGCUGCUUUAACAAC
Messenger RNA from Cydia fagiglandana, 6041 nucleotides. RefSeq lists its product as uncharacterized. The coding region runs from base 25 to 1749 and encodes 574 amino acids. NCBI's taxonomy places the organism in Eukaryota, Metazoa, Arthropoda, Insecta, Lepidoptera, Tortricidae. The record is from RefSeq and is a predicted model, not a curated record. Gene Ontology annotation, cellular component: plasma membrane. Gene Ontology annotation, biological process: sodium ion transmembrane transport. The transcript has 14 exons. Gene Ontology annotation, molecular function: ligand-gated sodium channel activity.